CAAGGGCCGGCGCCGAUUGGCGACGCCCCGUCACGUGACCGCAACGCUCCGCCGGCGCCAAUUUCAAACAGGGGAACAAACUGAAAGCUCCGGUGCCGGACCCCACCCCCGGCCCCUGGCCCAGGACCCCCUCCCCUCCCGGGAUCCCCCGGGAUUCCCCACCCCUCCCGCACCGUCGGGGACCUGGCCGGCCUGGCGCGAGUCCCUAUCUGGGACCCUGGCUCGGCCCCCAGAUUGGAGAAGCCCGGAGUCCGCCCUAGGAGCCUCACCCCAGCAGCGGCGGAGGCUGCAGUCGGGAGCACCACUUGGCUUUUACUGGAAGUGUGACCUCUGUACCCUGCAUCAGGAGGGCUGAGGUGGCCUACCAAGUGUGAAUCGUGGCUGAACUGAAGACUGAGCUUAUUCUCCAGGUCCAUGCUUGUGAUUCUCAAUGGAGAGUGAAAGCACAGAUUCAUAAUGAAAACCAGCCCCCGUCGGCCACUGAUUCUCAAAAGACGGAGGCUGCCCCUUCCUGUUCAAAAUGCCCCAGGUGAAACAUCAGAGGAGCAACCUAAGCAGUCCCCUGCCCAACAGGAGCCUGGCCAAGCACAGGCCUCCAAGGAGGUGGCAGAGUCUAGCUCUUGCAAGUUUCCAGCUGGAAUCAAGAUUAUUAACCACCCUACCAUGCCUAACACCCAAGUGGUGGCCAUCCCCAACAAUGCCAAUAUCCAGAGCAUCAUCACAGCACUGACCGCCAAAGGAAAAGAAAGUGGCAGCAGUGGGCCCAACAAGUUCAUCCUCAUCAGCUGUGGGGGAGCCCCCACUCACCCUCCAGGACCCCAGCCUGUAACCCAAGCCAGCUGUGAUUCAAAGAGGACAGAAGUGAUAACCGAAACCCUGGGACCAAAGCCUACAGCUAGGGAUGUGAAUCUUCCUAGACCUCCUGGAGCCCUUCCGGGGCAGCGAUGGGAGAGCUGUGCUGGCGGUGAGGCAGCAGGCUGCACUCUCGACAACAGCUUGACCAAUAUCCAGUGGCUUGGAAAGAUGAGUUCUGAUGGACUGGGCUCCUGCGGCAUCAAGCAAGAAAUGGAGGAAAAAGAGAAUCAUCACCUGGAACAGAGUCAAGUUAAGGUUGAGAAGGCCCCUGGAGGAUCAACAUCCUGGCAGGACUCCAUGUCUGAGCGGCCACCCUACUCUUACAUGGCCAUGAUACAAUUCGCUAUCAACAGCACUGAGAGGAAGCGCAUGACUUUGAAGGACAUCUAUACUUGGAUCGAGGACCACUUCCCCUACUUUAAGCACAUUGCCAAACCAGGCUGGAAGAAUUCCAUCCGCCACAACCUCUCUCUCCAUGACAUGUUUGUUCGUGAAACGUCUGCCAAUGGCAAGGUCUCCUUUUGGACCAUUCACCCCAGUGCCAAUCGCUACUUGACGUUGGACCAGGUGUUUAAGCCACUGGACCCAGGGUCUCCACAAUCGCCCGAGCACUUGGAAUCACAGCAGCAGAAACGACCCAAUCCUGAGCUCCGCCGGAACAUGACCAUCAAAACUGAACUCCCACUGGGCGCACGCCGGAAGAUGAAGCCCCUGCUACCACGGGUCAGCUCGUACCUGGUCCCCAUCCAGUUCCCAGUCAACCAGUCACUGGUGUUGCAGCCCUCGGUGAAGGUACCAUUGCCCCUGGCAGCUUCACUCAUGAGCUCAGAGCUUUCCCGCCAUAGCAAACGAGUCCGCAUUGCCCCCAAGGUACUGCUAGCUGAUGAAGGGAUAGCCCCUCUUCCCACUGUGGGACCAGUGAAAGAGGAAAAACUCCUGCCUGGAGAAGGGCUGUCCCCUUUGCUACCAGUUCAGUCCAUCAAGGAGGAAGAAAUCCAGGCUGGGGAGGAAACACCGUACUUAGCAAGACACAUCAAAGUGGAGAGCCCUCCCUUGGAAGAGUGGCCCUCCCCGUCUUUCAAAGAGGAACCGCCUCACUCCUGGGAGGAUUCGUCCCAGUCUCCCACUCCAAGGCCCAAGAAGUCCUACAGUGGGCUCAAGUCCCCAGCCCGGUGUGUCUCUGAAAUGCUUGUGAUUAAACGGAGGGAGAGGAGGGAGAGGAGCCGAUCCCGAAGGAAACAGCAUCUACUGCCUCCCCGUGUGGAUGAGCCCGAGCCGCUCUUCUCAGAGGGCCCCAGCACUUCCCGCCGAGCCGCAGAGCUUCCUUUCCUAGCAGAGGCCUCUGAGCCGGCCUCCCAGCACUGCUACUCCCAGGAGGAGGGAGGACCUUUUAAGACACCCAUUAAGGAGACACUGCCCAUCUCUUCUACCCCGAGCAAAUCUGUUCUCCCUAUGACCCCUGAAUCCUGGAGGCUCACACCCCCAGCCAAAGAGGGGGGACUAGAUUUCAGCCCAGUACGAACCCCCCAGGGUGCCUUUGGCCCCCUACCUGACUCCCUGGGGCUGAUGGAUCUCAGCACCACCCCACUGAAAAGUGUUCCACUCUUUGACUCACCCCGAGAGUUCCUCAAUUCGGAGCCCUUUGACCUUGUCUCUGACCCCUUCAGCGGCUGUCCGCCCUCAGAUAUGGAAACCCCCAAGCCAGGUUCCCCUGAGCCACAGGUUGCCAACCUUUCAGCCAAUCGCUCACUGACAGAAGGUCUGGUUCUGGACACAAUGAAUGAUAGCCUCAGCAAGAUCCUACUGGACAUCAGCUUCCCUGGCCUGGAGGAAGACCCACUGGGCCCUGAUAACACCAGCUGGUCUCAGUUCAUUCCUGAGCUGCGGUAGAGACCUGGCCUUACCGUUGCUGCUCAAGCUGCGCACUCUUCUGGAGCACUUGUGUGGCCAGGCGAUCCAGGCCCAGUGUACCCCAGGCCCUCUGAGUGAGAACAGCAGGCAGUGACUGCUCCUCAGCCCCGCCUUUCCUGGUGACGCCAAGGCAGCAACUGCGCCUUAGCCACCACAAGGGCCUCUGCAAACAGCACGACCCUGACAGCUGGUCUCUGUGCCCCUUCAGCUCCCCAGGAGAAUCUGGUUCCUCUACACCUACUGGGAGCUAAAGGGUGGACACAGCAAAAACAGAAGUGAAAGGGACUAGGAACUCUCCAAACUGCUUCCAUUCUGUACCCAGCAGUCUUCUUGCAGGGUGGCCCUUGUAAAUAGUGUAUAUUCUCCAAAUUAUCCUCUAAUAAUAAAUGUAAACUUAUUUCCUUAGAUUAUCUGGGGACUGCCAGAAAGCAGGUAGGAGGGCAAGGGGGUUCAGUUUGCUUUUAGUUCCUAGAGGCGGGAAGGACCUGCAGUGCCAGGUUUCUUCCAGGCCCGAGGUACCUAGCUCAAGGGCUCUUUACUGUAGGUACCUAGACCAGGACAUAAACUCACCCAUGUCCCUCUUCCUGCCCCUCCCCCACCUCCCCAUGUUUCCAGGUCAGCUUUCCUGCAAGAAGAAAUCCUGGUAACAGUUUCUUUUGUAUUGGGUCAAGAGUUGCAUUUGGGGUGGGGAUGGAUGCAUCUGAAGCAAAAGCAUGUGGGUGUUUCCACUGGAUAUUUCUCUAAUAGUGUCCCUAAUCAUGCCAUUGUCGAGAACGUGGCCAGAGGCUUGAGAAGGCUGGAAGGGCCCGUGACCUGCCUGGCUUUUUUAGCUUGCACCUCAGCUUUGCAGAGAGCCACCCUAGGCCCCAGCUGACUGCACGCAUGUAAGCCAGCUCAAGAACACUACUGUAACUACCUUCUCAAUAAAAUCCAGGGUGGAAAUGUCAG
Messenger RNA from Loxodonta africana (African savanna elephant), 3714 nucleotides. It is a transcript of the gene FOXM1, whose product is annotated as forkhead box M1. The transcript has 10 exons. Lineage: Eukaryota; Metazoa; Chordata; Mammalia; Proboscidea; Elephantidae. Gene Ontology annotation, molecular function: RNA polymerase II transcription regulatory region sequence-specific DNA binding; DNA-binding transcription factor activity. Gene Ontology annotation, cellular component: nucleus. Bases 457 to 2745 code for a protein of 762 amino acids. Gene Ontology annotation, biological process: G2/M transition of mitotic cell cycle; regulation of transcription by RNA polymerase II; regulation of cell population proliferation. The record is from RefSeq and is a predicted model, not a curated record.